CAUGAACAUAGAAUGAACAUGGAAAAGUCGUCACAUUGACAUUGUUGCGCGUGCUUCACCAUUUAUAAUCAAUCACUCUUAGUAGAUGCAUUUGCAUUGACUGCGGACAAAAAAAUCCGAAGUCAAGGACGUGCAGCACGGAGAAACUACUAUUUAUUUGAGGAUGCCGAUGAUUUUUGCUUUGCUUCUGGGUGCCGUCCUCGCCUCAGGCACGGUCGUAAGCAAACGCAAAAAUACUGUGUCGGGCCGCAAAAACAUUUCAGAGAAAAAGCUGAAAGACAAAGACGGCUCCAGGAGGCAAGUGAAGAGAGAGCAGGGACACCAAACCCGGAGGCAGCAAGGCGCGAUGACAGUGAGAAGCAUGAAGAUGAGCAACAAAAACAGCAGGAGCAGGAGCAAGAUACCGCUACCGAAUAGCGGAACCCUCGGCGGGGGCGUUCUUGGUUCUGCCGAGCCAGAUUCGAGCUUUUUCUCCCCGACGCUUCCAGGCGGGGAUGGGCUUGGCGGGGAAUUUGAGGACGCGGCAAUGUAUGCGGACGAGGAGCUCGAGCAAAGCCUCCAAUCGCCCGCGUCUGACGAGUUCGCGCCGAGUCAGCUCACCAGUGGCUUGGUGAGGCUCCACCGCAUUCCGGGAAUAUCCCAGCAAAAGAGCUUUUGUCAGUGCAAGGUGCAACUUCAAUCUUGUCGUUUGCCUUAUUUCAUGUUGAAUCCAAAACAGCUGCAGCUGCACCAUUGACAACAUACACGACGGGUGGAGCAAUUCAUUUAGUUUUAUCCGCGCUGGCAAAAACAAACGUGCCCUGGUUGUGUAUGGCAACUAAGUACAAGUAGCACUAGCUAUCACGACGUGUUCCUUUUGCAUGGAGAUGGACCCUUGCUGGCUCUGUGGCACAUAUAGCAACUGUCCCGGCCUCCGUGCAUGAACAACGUGAUGCCGUUCUAUUACAAUAGUACAGUUACAGCUUUGCACUGGCGUAGUUUUUUGCUUCGAUCCUUUCGAACUGACGUGUACAACAUACCGGCUUCCGCGUCGAAAUCAAGCUUGGUCGAGAAGUUCAAGAAGCAACAAAACCCCCUCAACGCGUACUACGGAGCUCGGGUCGCUGGGAAGGAAGCAGGCGCGACGCCACCGAAGUCGAAGCAGCAGCGAGAAGCAGAUGCGAUCGAGGCCAGGAAUCGGGGGGAAGACGCGUUUCUCACGGACGCCAGUCGCGCAGAGGAUGAGAAAGACAUGGAUUUUCUCACAGACACGGAGCUCGUCACGACAAACAGCCUGCACACGAAUCCCGAGACCCUCAACGAGGUUGCGCAGGGCAUCAGCGUCACCACCGGGCUUCCCGGCAAAAGCGGAAGCGCCAUAACGAGGAACUUUCUGGCCACGAAGCAGGCGCAAUCGCCGCACAGCGUGCUGCUGGUGAAUGGUAAGACAGAAACGGAUGGCGUGGACGAUCUCGCGCAUGAGUACGCAGAGCAGCGACAGCUAGAAGCGGAGAUCUUCGGCGACUACGGCAGUCAAUCUCCACCCGGGACCGCACCCACUCCGCGCGCGCUAGACAUGCAGCUGAUGGCCAAGAAGAAAUUCCAACAAUCGCGCAUGGAGCAGAAGAGAAAUCCCACCGCCGUGAACAUGAGCGGAACCAUAGUUUCCAAUGCAACCGACGUAAACUCGACUCUGCCUGACAACGUCACCUGCGGCAAGAUGUUUGCCUUCGACCACUCGCAAGGCGUGCCCGCGCUGGGGUGGGACAUGAUGGAAAUUGCCUGGAUCUGCGACACCCAACGGGACGCUCAGGGUAACGUGGUGAACGCGUGGUUACACAAGAAGUUUGAGCUGGACAUUGGACCGAUGACGCCCGCUAUGGGCAAAUCAAACGGCAACCCACCUGUCCUUCACGAGUACCUCGGCUGCAGCCUGAACACCACGCGCCACGAUGUGGGCCUCAAUGACUGCGUCACGGGUGGUCACUGCCCGCAGUGCAGCUACGCGACGUGUCCGACAACUGAGCCUGGUGUGGUGAAGAAGCAGUUUUUCCUCGACUGUCGCCAGAACGCCACCACGCCCCUGAAUACGAGUUUCGGACCCCCUCCCGUACCCUGUAUGGACUGUAAAAAUGUCUGGGUCUGGAAACUUGUGAUGCUGGGUGGCGUAUCAUGAAGAUUCCACAAGUGCUGGCUCAGCAUGACAAGCUUUUGAGCUUUUAGGUGUUGCCUAUUCUGCAUGUCAAACUGCGUUUCUGCAUGACAGCAACGUGGGGCUCUUGGGUAACGUGCAUGACAGAUUUAAAGAGCCAUGCCAGACUAGCAUGACAGAGCUCGCAUUCUUCCAGACCCAGACACUUUUACAUUUGAUACCCUACCCACUGCAGCAACACUCGGGCUAAUGUGCCAUCCUUUGAACAAGCCUUCAAAUCAGAGACGCUAGAAAACGUCGCAAUGACGAUCCAAUUUAUGGAGGCACGUGAACAUUUUUAUUGCUGCAGGGGGCGGGUUUGUAAGAUAUUUUUUCGUGGUUUUCGCAAUUGAUUAUUUAAGUGUUUUUCAAAUCAUCUUGAAGUAUAGAGAGUCGAGUUCACGAUGCACCAAACCCGGUACAGAGGACGAGCCAAGUAUUCAAGAAGAAAAAAGCAAAAAGAUCAUCUUGAGGUACCAAGGCAUCUCUCACUCAAGGACCGACCGCAAAUGAAACAGAAGAUGGAGCAGCAAUUGUAGUGCCAUUGCUGGCUGAGGCUGUCUGCAUGAUCGAAAGCGCAACACAUUCUGGCCAUGCGCUGACACAGUCAGCCGAACGCAAAACAUGUUGCUGGGCACUAAGUACAACUCAGCCCUAUUGUAAAAUCACUCUGCUGGGUUUGCUGGUUAAAUCAGAAUUGAGAAAAAAAUGAGGAUGUGGAUUUCCAUGAGUGGGCACUUAAUACGACCACAAGUACUAUAUCCAGAAAAU
Messenger RNA from Amoebophrya sp. A120, 2941 nucleotides. The record is from the annotation of a GenBank genome assembly. NCBI's taxonomy places the organism in Eukaryota, Dinophyceae, Syndiniales, Amoebophryaceae.